This is a messenger RNA of Solea solea (common sole), 2160 nucleotides long. It is a transcript of the gene abce1, whose product is annotated as ATP-binding cassette, sub-family E (OABP), member 1. The record is from RefSeq and is a predicted model, not a curated record. The transcript has 19 exons. Lineage: Eukaryota; Metazoa; Chordata; Actinopteri; Pleuronectiformes; Soleidae. Gene Ontology annotation, biological process: translational initiation; translational termination; ribosomal subunit export from nucleus. Gene Ontology annotation, molecular function: iron ion binding; ribosomal small subunit binding; ATP binding. Bases 183 to 1982 code for a protein of 599 amino acids.
GUCGCCCUCCCGCCAUCUUUGUGCCGGCUUUCCAAGAGACGAACACGUUGCCCGAAAAAGAAGUUUCUCCCUCGGGUUAGUUGUGAAUAAAACGUCCCUUCUCUGUUGUUUUCCACGCCGCGGGAAGACCGGAGCCGGAGAGCGCUCCUCAGGUGCUAACGUCUGCCACCUAGCCCUCCAUCAUGGCGGAUAAAAACACCAGGAUCGCCAUCGUCAACCAUGACAAAUGCAAACCUAAGAAAUGUCGCCAGGAGUGUAAGAAGAGCUGCCCCGUGGUCCGUAUGGGUAAGCUGUGUAUCGAGGUGACGCCACAGAGUAAGAUCGUGUGGAUCUCCGAGUCUCUGUGUAUCGGCUGUGGAAUUUGCAUCAAGAAAUGUCCGUUCGGAGCGCUGUCGAUCGUCAACCUGCCCAGUAACCUGGAGAAGGAAACCACGCACAGAUACUGUGCCAACUCCUUCAAACUGCACCGGCUGCCUAUCCCCAGGCCUGGUGAGGUGCUGGGGCUUGUGGGGACCAACGGUAUCGGGAAGUCCACGGCUCUGAAGAUCCUGGCGGGAAAACAGAAGCCCAACCUGGGGAAGUUCGAUAAUCCUCCAGACUGGCAGGAGAUCCUGACGUACUUCCGAGGAUCCGAGCUGCAGAACUACUUCACCAAAAUCCUGGAGGACGACCUGCGGGCCAUCGUCAAGCCGCAGUACGUGGACCAGAUUCCAAAGACCGUUAAGGGGUCAGUAGGGGCCAUCCUCACCAGGAAAGACGACACAGACUCACAGACGCUCGUUUGCGAACAGCUGGACCUGAGUCACCUGCGGGAGAGGAACGUGGAGGAUCUGUCCGGUGGUGAGCUGCAGAGGUUCGCCUGCGCCGUCGUCUGCAUCCAGAGAGCCGACAUCUUCAUGUUUGAUGAACCGUCCAGUUACCUGGACGUGAAGCAGCGACUGAAGGCGGCCAUCACCAUCCGCUCCCUCAUCACGCCAGACAGGUACAUCAUCGUGGUGGAACACGACCUCAGCGUCCUGGAUUACCUGUCUGACUUCAUCUGCUGCCUGUACGGCGUGCCCAGCGCCUACGGCGUGGUCACCAUGCCCUUCAGCGUCCGAGAGGGUAUCAACAUCUUCCUGGACGGUUACGUUCCCACGGAAAACCUCAGGUUUCGCGAGACGUCGUUGGUUUUCAAGGUGGCGGAGACGGCGAACGAGGAGGAGGUGAAGAGACUGAGACACUACCAGUAUCCAGAAAUGGCCAAGACAUUGGGCGAUUUCACGUUGGAGAUCAAAGGAGGAGAGUUCACGGACUCUGAGAUCAUGGUGAUGUUAGGAGAGAACGGGACGGGAAAGACGACCUUCAUCCGGAUGUUGGCGGGAGGAUUAAAACCCGACGGAGGAGGUGAUAUUCCCAUCCUGAACGUCAGCUACAAACCGCAGACCAUCAGCCCCAAGUUUAAGGGCAGCGUCAGAGCUCUGCUGCACGAGAAGAUCAGGGACGCCUACACUCACCCACAGUUCAUCACCGACGUCAUGAAGCCCAUGCAGAUCGAGAGCAUCAUCGACCAGGAUGUUCAGAACCUGUCUGGUGGUGAGCUGCAGCGAGUCGCCCUCACCCUGUGUUUGGGCAAACCAGCAGACGUCUACCUGAUUGACGAGCCGUCGGCGUACCUGGACUCUGAGCAGAGGUUGAUGGCCGCCAGGGUCAUCAAAAGGUACAUCCUCCACGCCAAGAAGACGGCAUUCGUGGUGGAGCACGACUUCAUCAUGGCGACCUACCUGGCCGACAGAGUCAUCGUGUUUGACGGAAUUCCCUCCAAGACGACGGCCGCCAACACGCCGCAGGGACUCUUGGCAGGAAUGAACCGCUUCCUGUCACUGCUGGAGAUCACGUUCAGACGAGACCCCAACAACUUCAGACCGAGAAUCAACAAACACAACUCCAUCAAGGACACGGAACAGAAGAAGAGCGGCAACUAUUUCUUCCUGGACGAUUAAAUCAACUUCCUGUGCGACCAACUGUGACUUCCUGUGACGCUGCGUCCAACAAACGUGUUUAAAAAAAACAAAACAACAUCAAACAAACAUUGUGUAUGAAAUCAUGAGUCAGUAACAUGGUAGAACAUGACUCAGCAUAUUUUAACUCUCCUGACAACAAUAAAGUUCUGACUCCGUG